This is a messenger RNA of Fusarium musae, 1170 nucleotides long. RefSeq lists its product as uncharacterized. Gene Ontology annotation, cellular component: cytosol. Bases 1 to 1170 code for a protein of 389 amino acids. Gene Ontology annotation, molecular function: adenine deaminase activity. The transcript is spliced from 2 exons. NCBI's taxonomy places the organism in Eukaryota, Fungi, Ascomycota, Sordariomycetes, Hypocreales, Nectriaceae. The record is from RefSeq and is a predicted model, not a curated record. Gene Ontology annotation, biological process: adenine catabolic process; hypoxanthine salvage.
AUGGACAUCACUGAUAGACUCCUUACAUCGCAAGAACGGCAGAGGCUGAAGGAGGAGCUCCUAGCAACGAACGAUGAUUUCAUACGCCACAUCCCAAAGGUCGAACUGCACAUCCACAUCGAUGGAAUGGUCACACCAGAACUUCGAUGGAAACUAGCCCAAAGAAAUGGCUUACAAGUGCGCAUGGGAAACAACAAGCCCGUCAUCAAAUCUCUCGAUGACCUGAAGAGAGCUUACGCAUCCAUCAUCUCAACUUCCCAGCGUCGCCAAUAUGAACAUCUCGAUCCGUCUCUGAUCCCACCUACCUUCUUCGAAGCCUACUACUCUGGCCAUGAUGUCCUCCGAACGCGACAAGACUUUUAUGACGUCGCGAUGGCGUAUUUUCAUGGCGCUUCGGAGAUGAAUGUGCGGUAUUGUGAAGUGUUUUUUGACCCGCAGGCACAUACCAGCCGUGCUGUUUCUUGGGAAGAUAUGAUGGGAGGACUUCGUGAUGCCCAAAAUGAGGCCGCCAGGACGCUAAAUGUCAAAGCUGCUUGGAUUAUGUGCUUCCUCCGCGAUCAAUCUCCGGACUCUGCAAUGGAGCAUUAUGAAGCAGCACUCCCAUAUCGAGAUAUGAUUGUUGGCAUUGGCCUCGAUUCAAAUGAACACAAACGCCCUCCUGUUCUAUUCAAAGAAGUCUUCCAACAGGCUAAGAACGACGGUUUCAAAAUCACAGCGCAUUGCGACGUCGGUCAGGAAGACACUUAUCAGAAUAUCCACCAGCUCAUCUCACCAUCUGAGGGAAUUCUCACACCUCGUAUUGACCACGGCCUAAACGCAGCAGACAAACCAGAGCUUUUGGAGCUUAUCGUGAGCCAAGGCAUCGGCAUGACAAUCUGUCCCUGGGCUUAUCUGCGGCGCUUCAAUCUCGAGGAAAUUGGCCGUCGUAUGCGGACGUUGAUUGAUGCAGGUGUCAAGGUUUGCAUUUCUAGCGAUGAUCCUCCCUUUAUGGAGGGGGCAUGGAUCAUGCAUAAUAUGCUGCUCGCUAGACAAUUGUGUAGCUUGACUGAAGAGGAUAUUGUACAGAUAAUGAAAGAUGCGGUGGAGAUUUCUUGGGCAGAUCAAGACGUGAAGAUGGAAAUUUUAGCAGAGCUUGACGGAAAUUCAUACAGAUCCAGGAAUAAUGGAUAG